AUGUCGCUCAACCGUGUCUACCGUACUCCUACGCCCCUCGAAGCCAGCACAGAGCCAGGAGACACGAGGAACUGGUACUGUGAUUUCUGGCAACAUGUCUGUGCCGUUCCUCACAAAGAUGGGAAAAGCAUCAUCCUUUACGAACCUAAGGAGACGGGCCAUCCGGAUCCAAGGGUAAGACCAGAGUGGGCGAGCAAGCGGCUACGGAAAGCUUAUGAGCUUCUUGGAGAGGGUCAUCCACGGAUCGUUCGGCGUACCGGCCUUGUGAACAGCGACGCCGGCAACGGGGUGGUUGUCGAAAGAUUAACACCAGGACCACACUGGGGUGAUCUUCCUGCCAUGACUUUGCCUUUUCCCGAAGAGCCUUCGAGAGAGGACCGCAUCAUGCUGGCUUUAUAUUACCGAUGGGCAUUGCAAUCGCUGUCUGCCAUUGCCUACUUCCACUCUCGCUCUGUAUACCUGACGUUCUUCUCGUCUACUAAUGUAUGGCUGCGCUCUGACUAUUCCCUUGCUAUUGCGGGAUUUAUCAACGUCGACGGGCCAGAGCUUGAUGCUGAUAGUAGGCGAGACGCUUGGAACGAGGCGAAGCGGAGCGAGAGACGAGAGCGAAGAUACCAGGAAUGGCAUGAUGCCGGGGCUCCUAUCUCAGUAUGUCCUGAGUAUGGAAGUGAGGAAGAGAGCGACGACGAGAGCGAAGAAAUACCAGAACUCUUCUCCUACCCUUGGGAUACCGGUGAAUGGGUAGGAGAUGGUGGCGCGAUACACUACGAAGAGUAUUCCACUGAGCCCCCUGAACAGUGUGGAAGCCAUCGUGAGUUUUUGUUCUACUGGGCGACCUUUGUCUGGGAACUCAUGACGAAUACUCAGACGGCCGAAGCGCACUGGAAACGGGGCAUAGAUUGGGACCCGUUCUCUGCGCCUGAAGGCGGCCCGUCAAAGCCAGGAGAAGAUUGGUGUGAUCAGCUCCAAGUGUUAGAGGAGGCUAGACUUGGAAGUGUCUUGCUCAAAGCCUGGAAGAGCGAAUACGAAAGCGCGGAGCAGGCUGCCGAAGAUGUCAGAAAAAUUGCGGAGGAGAUGGGUAUCAAAAUCGUCAGCACUGCGUCGGAUGUUGACGACGCCUGGAAGAACGUGUCCCAGCAGGAUGAAGUCGAUAUCGGCGAGCCUUGGGAGGACGUUUUCGAACUAGACGAAGCCAAAGAAAGGUGGGGCGCUCGAACGCUUAGGUUCAAGCGGCAAGGCACGCAUGUGAAUUUGCCUGUGGCAGGAUAG
Alternaria novae-zelandiae is the source of this 1269-nucleotide messenger RNA. RefSeq lists its product as uncharacterized. Bases 1 to 1269 code for a protein of 422 amino acids. Lineage: Eukaryota; Fungi; Ascomycota; Dothideomycetes; Pleosporales; Pleosporaceae. The transcript has 3 exons. The record is from RefSeq and is a predicted model, not a curated record.